Molecule: messenger RNA, 522 nt
Organism: Scaptodrosophila lebanonensis
Lineage: Eukaryota; Metazoa; Arthropoda; Insecta; Diptera; Drosophilidae
Exons: 4
Coding region: 1-522 (173 amino acids)
Source: RefSeq, a predicted model, not a curated record
AUGGUGGGUCUAUACAAGCUGCUGCUUCUGCUACUCCUCCUAUUGCCUGCACAUUGGAUCGCUGAGAGUAAGCUUGAUGCAAUUCCAACUAAAUUCGAGUGUGAAAACUAUAUGCCUACAUUUGUAACUAAUCUGACGUGCGUUUUGAAAUCUAAUAAUCGUAAUCAGACGGUGAUAGAUGCAGAUUUUUUUGUAGUGCGCGAGCUAAAUAAUACCUCAGUGUUGUUAUCUUUCCGCGCAAUGAUCGGUCUAAAUGUAUUAGAAGAGCACGCUGUAACGCGCAUUAUCCAAAACGCAGUAAGAAAAUCCGGCAACAUUCUAAGCGACUGUCCAUAUCAAAAGAACAAACAUUACUAUGUGCACGACUUCAAGGUCGAUGGAGAUUUAAUUCCACAAUACGUUCCCGAAAUGAACUGGACGUUAACUGGAGACCUCUUCAUAAAUCGACGCAAAACGAUACGCUUUGUGGCAUUAGGUCGUGUGGUGAAGGUCCGCAACACAUCCGGUAGAGUUAUACCGUGA